AUGUGUUUCCACGUGAAACGAUGGGAAAACAAUGGCUGGAUUGGAGUCUCAAAUAAGGACAUAUGGAAGGCUACAUGGGUUAAAGGUCAUAGUGGUGACACCGGAAAUGAAGGGGCAGAUGCCCUAGCCAGCAAAGGAGCACAAUUGGCUGAAGGGGACGCAACCCCAGCGGAUGCAGAAAUAGACCAUGAAUUUGACGUUGAUGGAGCGCGGCUGUCGACUCUCACCCAGAGCCAAGCGUACAAACUCCUGUGCAUGCUAGCUGACGUGGAGGAACGACCAUCAGCACGCGUUAUAAAGGAGAGAAUUCUUGCAACAAUCAAGGAGGUUAACGGCGUCGAACCAGCCCCAUCCAGGAUCUGGAAGUCGAUCCGCCACAAGGAUGUGUCAAGGCCGAUAAGGGGUUUCUUGUGGGCCGCCUGGAAGGCCUUGCAAAAUACGUUCAAAAUCGGGACUUUCUGGGAACACUUGGGCCCCCAGUACUCAAAGAGGGGAGAGUGUCCUCACUGCAAAGUUACGGAAUCGAUGGAACACAUACUGAUUGAGUGUAAUAUCGAGGGCCGAGCCAUGCUGUGGAAGCUUGCGCAGGACUUGUGGGGGAGAAAAGGCCUGAGAUGGAUUGAGCCAACAUAUGGAAAGGUCGACAGGCAUGCAACCCGCCUGUAUCGAAUCCUGAUGACAGAAACUGUCCAUUUAAUCUGGAAGAUCCGGUGCCAGAGACGAAUCCAGAGAGAUGAUAACGACCCGGCGAGUUGGCAUACGAAAGACGAGAUACGAAACCUGUGGGUGGAUGCAAUGAACAGGAGACUGACGAUUGAUUGUGCAAUGGUGAACAAGUACAAAUACGGUUCCAGGGCGCUGAAGAAAGCGACCGUAUUGUCUACCUGGAGAGGGACCCUGUUGAACGAGAAAGCUCUGCCCGAAGACUGGAUUGACCAGAACGGGGUUUUAGUGGGUAUGGUGCCUAGCCGGAAACGGCCGAGAGGACGGCACAGAGCCCCACACGAAUCUGAAUAG
Messenger RNA from Desarmillaria tabescens, 1017 nucleotides. RefSeq lists its product as uncharacterized. Gene Ontology annotation, molecular function: nucleic acid binding; RNA-DNA hybrid ribonuclease activity. NCBI's taxonomy places the organism in Eukaryota, Fungi, Basidiomycota, Agaricomycetes, Agaricales, Physalacriaceae. The coding region runs from base 1 to 1017 and encodes 338 amino acids. The record is from RefSeq and is a predicted model, not a curated record. The transcript is spliced from 3 exons.